This is a messenger RNA of Peronospora belbahrii, 771 nucleotides long. NCBI's taxonomy places the organism in Eukaryota, Oomycota, Peronosporomycetes, Peronosporales, Peronosporaceae. The record is from the annotation of a GenBank genome assembly.
AUGGGUCGUGUCAUUCGUGGUCAGCGUAAGGGUGCUGGCUCUAUCUUCAAGUCGCAUACACACCGUCGUAAAGGUCCUGCAGCUUUCCGUGCUUUGGAUUUUGUUGAGCGUACGGGUUAUAUCAAAGGAGUGAUCAAGGAGAUCGUUCAUGACUCUGGUCGUGGUGCACCUUUAGCUCGUGUGACAUACCGUGAUCCAUACCGUUUCCAACAUAAACAUGAACUGUUGAUUGCGGCUGAGGGUAUGUACACGGGUAUGUUUAUCUACUCUGGUCCGAAGGCCACAUUAGCUGUGGGCAACACUCUGCCUUUGUCGGCAAUGCCAGAAGGUACUAUCGUGUGUAACGUGGAGGCUAAGGUCGGUGACCGUGGUUCAUUUGCUCGUGCUUCCGGCGACUACGCUGUGAUCGUGACCCACGAUGAAGACAAGGCCAAGACUAAGCUGCGUCUUCCUUCCGGCUCAAAGAAGACCGUUUCCUCGGCGUGCCGUGCUAUGGUUGGUGUUGUCGCUGGUGGGGGUCGUACGGACAAGCCAAUUCUUAAGGCUGGCCGUGCUUUCCACAAGUACCGCGUCAAGCGUAAUGAGUGGCCGCGUGUGCGUGGUGUUGCCAUGAACCCCGUGGAGCACCCUCACGGUGGUGGUAACCACCAGCAUAUUGGUCACCCGUCGACGGUACGUCGUGAUGCCCCUGCUGGUAAGAAGGUUGGUCUUAUUGCUGCUCGCCGUACGGGCCGUCUACGUGGUAUUAAGAAGGUAGAGAAGGACAACUAA